CUCUCAUUAAAAACCACAGUUGGGUUGGGAAAAGGGUGAUUCAUAUCUGGUUUAGAUUUUUAGUGAGAGAGAGAGAGAGAGAGAGAGAAAAAAAAAAAAAAAAAAAAAAGGGAAGGAAAGAAGAGAGAGAAAGAGGGAGGACAGGAAGAAUCGAUCUAUGCAAUCGACGCACAACUCAUCGAUUGUUCUGAGUCGAUUCAUUGUUCACUACCACAUUCCGCCAAUUCAUUACAAAAUCAUAAACAUCACGGCUGAUUAUGAGCUGGUUUGAUAAACUACGCUGCUCUUCAAAUUUCAGCCGCUUCAUUGCCGGCCUUCUCAUCUUCCUUCUUUAUCAUUCUUUCCAAUUAAUUUCUAAUUUCUUGAUUCCUAUACAACCGUAAACAAUCAAUCUUCGCUCUUUUCUCUUAAAUUCAAACAAUUUGUCCCAACUCAUCAUCAUCGUCGUGAACUCAUCAUCAUCAUCGUGAAUUCAUCAUCAUCAUUGUCGUCUUCGUUGAUUCGUUUUUAAAUGGAGAUCAAAGAUUCAAUUUCCGAUCAUUUUCUUGAUGGCACUUCUGCACCGCGCAGUAAAAAGAAACACAGCUCAUCCCCUACUGUCAUUGUGAUUGGUGGUGGUAUCUCGGGGAUUGCUGCAGCACGUAUUCUCCAUAAUGCAUCUUUUAAGGUGAUCUUGUUAGAGUCACGGGAUAGAAUUGGUGGUCGCAUUCACACUGACUACUCGUUUGGUUGCCCAGUAGAUAUGGGAGCAUCAUGGUUGCAUGGUGUUUGCAAUGCGAAUCCCUUGGCUCCGCUCAUACGUUGUUUAGGUCUUUCAUUAUACCGUACUAGUGGUGACAACUCUGUGCUAUAUGACCACGACUUGGAAAGUUAUUCCCUUUUUGAUAUGGAUGGCCGCCGAGUUCCUCAACAAAUGGUUAUUGAAGUUGGAGAAGCAUUCGGGAGAAUUCUCAAAGAGACGGAGAAAGUAAGGGAUGAACAUACAAACGACAUGUCCAUAAUUCAGGCAAUAUCAAUUGUGUUGGACAGACAUCCAGAAUUAAGUUUAUGUAGACAAGAAGGAAUUGCCCAGGAAGUGCUACAAUGGUACAUCUGUAGAAUGGAAGCUUGGUUUGCCGCAGAUGCGGAUAUGAUAUCUCUGAAAAGUUGGGAUCAGGAGCAUGUUCUUUCUGGUGGUCAUGGACUUAUGGUUGAAGGUUAUUACCCUCUAAUUAAGGCUCUUGCAGAAGAUAUUGAUAUACGCUUGAAUCACCGGGUUGCAAAGAUAUUUAACGGGUGUAAUAAGGUGAUGGUCAAGCUUGAGGAUGGGAACCACUUUGUUGCAGAUGCAGCCAUUAUUACUGUACCGCUUGGUGUUCUCAAAGCUAACUUAAUUGAGUUUGAGCCGAAAUUGCCGGAGUGGAAAAAUACUGCAAUUUCAGAUAUUGGUGUUGGCAAUGAAAACAAGAUUGCUUUACGAUUUGAUAAUGUCUUUUGGCCAAAUGUAGAACUAUUAGGCAUUGUCGGGCCCACGUCAUAUGCCUGUGGGUAUUUUCUCAACCUCCACAAAGCAACAGGUCAUCCUGUCCUUGUCUAUAUGGUUGCUGGAAGAUUUGCUUAUGACUAUGAGAAGCUGUCUGAUGAGGCUGCUGCAAAUUUGGUAAUGCUGCAACUCAAGAAAAUGUUUCCUGAUGCAACCGAGCCUGUACAGUAUCUUGUAUCACGUUGGGGAACAGACCCGAACUCCCUUGGAUGUUAUUCGUAUGAUGUGGUGGGAAAGUCCGAAGAUCUGUAUGAUAGGCUUCGAGCCCCUCUGGGUAAUCUCUUCUUCGGAGGUGAGGCUGUUAGUUUGGAGCACCAGGGUUCUGUACACGGGGCCUACUCAGCUGGAGUUAUGGCUGCGGAAAAUUGUAAGAGGCAUCUCACGGAGAGAGUCGGUGGCUUGGAGAAGAUCCAAUUACUCUCUUUUAAAGGCGAAGCUCUUGACGCCACAGUUCCGCUCCAAAUCUCAAGGAUGUGAGAUAUCUCUACAAAUGAUGAAAGAAAGAAAUACUAGUUGUGUGUUUCUAUUCAUUCAAUCAUACUGUUGAUUUUUUCUUCCUUCAUGGAAAAUAAAUUUAUAUUUGUCUGUUUAAAAACAAGAAAAACGUUAUAAGAAAACAAUUGUUUGUCAAUGUUACUGAGGUAGUUUGUGUA
This is a messenger RNA of Cornus florida, 2175 nucleotides long. Its product is annotated as probable polyamine oxidase 4. The coding region runs from base 512 to 1999 and encodes 495 amino acids. The transcript has 10 exons. Gene Ontology annotation, cellular component: peroxisome. Lineage: Eukaryota; Viridiplantae; Streptophyta; Magnoliopsida; Cornales; Cornaceae. Gene Ontology annotation, molecular function: polyamine oxidase activity. Gene Ontology annotation, biological process: polyamine catabolic process. The record is from RefSeq and is a predicted model, not a curated record.